This is a messenger RNA of Sporothrix schenckii 1099-18, 657 nucleotides long. RefSeq lists its product as uncharacterized. Lineage: Eukaryota; Fungi; Ascomycota; Sordariomycetes; Ophiostomatales; Ophiostomataceae. Gene Ontology annotation, cellular component: Arp2/3 protein complex; actin cytoskeleton. The coding region runs from base 1 to 657 and encodes 218 amino acids. Gene Ontology annotation, biological process: actin filament polymerization; Arp2/3 complex-mediated actin nucleation. The transcript has 3 exons. The record is from RefSeq and is a predicted model, not a curated record. Gene Ontology annotation, molecular function: actin filament binding.
AUGACGACGACGACGACGCUCCGGCAUCGAUCGGCGCUUCCCAGACGCAUUCUGUCCCCUCGGCGGCCCCGUCCGUCCUGCACCACGUAUGUCUCUUCCUGUAUGAAAGCUUGGCCACUAACACGGCGGCCGUCCCCGCGCCCCCCGCAGUCCCAAUCCCUCCGACCCUACCUGCAGGCCGUCCGCAGCAGCCUGACGGUCGCCCUCUGCCUCGGGGACUUUGCCUCGCAGACCGCCGAGCGCCACAACGUGCCCGAGAUCGAGGCCGGCUCGUCGCCCGAGGUCCUGCUGACGCCGCUUGUCGUGUCGCGCAACGAGAACGAGCGCGUGCUCAUCGAGGCCAGCGUCAACAGCGUGCGCGUCAGCAUCAAGAUCAAGCAGGCCGACGAGAUUGAGCAGAUCCUGGUGCACAAGUUUACGCGCUUCCUGACGCAGCGCGCCGAGUCCUUUUUCAUCCUGCGGCGCAAGGCCGUCGACGGCUACAACAUCUCCUUCCUCGUCACCAACUUCCACACCGAGCAGAUGCUCAAGCACAAGCUCGUGGACUUUAUCAUCCAGUUUAUGGAGGAGGUCGACAAGGAGAUUUCCGAGAUGAAGCUCUUUUUAAACGCGCGUGCGCGGUUCGUCGCCGAGUCGUUCCUGACACCAUUCGAUUAA